CAAAGAGGCCUAUAGUCGCGUGCAGCUGUUCGAGCAAAGUUUGUUAGAUCGACGCCAGUUACUGUAUUUAUAACAAAAAAGAAUAAGAAAAAUGGGUGGAACCUGUGUUGUAUCUGAUUGUAAAAGUACAAAUAUGAAGUCAGCAAAAACAGCAGAGCAACUUGCUGUUGAAAGUACAAAGAGAAUAUCAUUCCACAGGUUUCCUACUGAUGCAGUUCAAAGAGCAAAAUGGGCGAAGAUAUUAAAUAUAAAGAACGAGGCUAUAACUAAAAAAGACAGAAGCGUCGUUUGCUCUUUACAUUUUAAUGAGAAAUUUUUUGACCGGUCAUGUUCAACAAAGACAAUGUUGAAAGCAAAUGCUGUACCAUGUGUACUUAAAAAUUCACCGUACUCCAAAGUGACCUGUAGAAGUAUUGGCAAUAACAAAAAAAGUUCCUCUACAAGAAAGAUAAAAAACGCAAAGUGUGAGACCGUUCAGGAUGUGAAAAAGACACCAACAUCAACUGAACUUCCGAGCAAUAAUAUAAAGGAAGGGGUUGCUGAAGAGAUGGAUAUUGAAGAAGCUAUCGGACCAAUUGUUAAGCAGGAACACAUUAUUGCAGAAAAUGAUGAGGAAUAUGAUUCUUUCACGCAAAAUGAUUACAUGCAAAUUCCUGUUAUUCAAGCAGUAUAUGGUGAAGAAAACAUGCCGGUCUCUUUAUUCCACGAAACGUACGGGAUGCCAAAAAUAUCAUUGGAAAGGAUACAGCAUUCGUAUAACAAUGAAAUGAAGGAUGUAACAAAUACUAUAAUGAUCGCUAACUUGUAUCAAGAAAUUGGCAAUUUAAAGGAUGUUGUUUGGGAAACAAACAAAAAAAUUCUAAUGUUGGAAAAUGUUCUCAAUGAAUUAAGAAAUUGAGACAUUGAUUAUGUACAGAACACGAAACUCGAAAUAUCAUGACAUCAUUGUGAUUUUAUAUUUAUUAUGGUGGUUCUCCUGCAUGAAAGAGUGGACAGUAUGGCUGCUUUGGUGGAGUUCCUUUUGCAUCUUCAGAUAUUUUUAUUCUUGUUUUCUGUUAAUCUACUUUUUCUAUGAAAUGAUAUUAAUUGUAACAUUGGGUGCUUUUGUGAGUGAUCGGCUCAGAAUCCCUUUGAUGAAAGUAAAACUUUAAUAUUUUUCUCUUUUUUUUACUUCAUCGACAAUCAAAUUUAAAAAUUUGCGCCCUGACAAAUAAAGCUUGCUACUACAACAUACUUAAGUUUCAAUUUUUCCUACUUUUUGUCGGUUUAUGCAGGAGUAGGGUUACCAUAAUAAAAUUUUCAGAACUAGAA
This is a messenger RNA of Vollenhovia emeryi, 1311 nucleotides long. RefSeq lists its product as uncharacterized. The coding region runs from base 92 to 898 and encodes 268 amino acids. NCBI's taxonomy places the organism in Eukaryota, Metazoa, Arthropoda, Insecta, Hymenoptera, Formicidae. The record is from RefSeq and is a predicted model, not a curated record. The transcript is spliced from 5 exons. Gene Ontology annotation, molecular function: sequence-specific DNA binding.